Messenger RNA from Octodon degus (degu), 1662 nucleotides. It is a transcript of the gene Trnt1, whose product is annotated as tRNA nucleotidyl transferase 1. The record is from RefSeq and is a predicted model, not a curated record. The transcript is spliced from 8 exons. Gene Ontology annotation, biological process: RNA processing. Gene Ontology annotation, molecular function: nucleotidyltransferase activity; RNA binding. NCBI's taxonomy places the organism in Eukaryota, Metazoa, Chordata, Mammalia, Rodentia, Octodontidae. Bases 82 to 1386 code for a protein of 434 amino acids.
CGCCAUCGCGCUCACCAUUCCGGAAGUGCGCGUGGCUGCGAGGCGGCGUGAGGCCGAUGAGUGGUGCCUGACUUUGUCCAGAUGCUGAGGUACCUGUAUCCUUGGCACAGGCCAUUACUGAGCCAUAGUUGGAGUAGACUCUGUCUUCUGAAGCAUUAUCUAUUUACGAUGAAGUUGCAAUCUCCAGAAUUCCAGUCACUUUUCACGGAAGGAUUGAAGAGCCUGGCAGAGUUAUUCAUCAAAGAAAAUCAUGAAUUAAGAAUAGCAGGAGGUGCAGUGAGGGAUUUGCUAAAUGGGGUGAAGCCUCAAGACGUGGACUUUGCUACCACGGCCACCCCUACUCAAAUGAAGGAGAUGUUUCAGGCGGCUGGAAUUCGUAUGAUAAACAACAGAGGAGAAAAGCAUGGAACAGUUACUGCCAGGCUUCAUGAAGAAAAUUUUGAAAUUACUACACUACGGAUUGAUGUUACCACUGACGGAAGACAUGCUGAAGUAGAAUUUACAACUGACUGGCAGAAAGAUGCUGAACGCAGAGAUCUCACUAUAAAUUCCAUGUUUCUAGGUUUUGACGGUACCUUAUUUGAUUACUUUAAUGGUUAUGCAGAUUUAAAAAAUAAGAAAGUUAGAUUUGUUGGACAUGCUAAACAGAGAAUACAAGAAGAUUAUCUUCGAAUUUUAAGAUAUUUCAGGUUUUAUGGCAGAAUUGUAGAAAAACUUGGUGACCAUGAUCCUGAGACCCUGGAAGCAAUUGCAGAAAAUGCAAAAGGCUUGGGUGGAAUAUCAGGAGAGAGGAUUUGGGUGGAACUGAAAAAAAUUCUCACUGGUAACCAUGUAAAUCACUUGAUUCAUCUUAUCUAUGAGCUUAAGGUGGCUCCUUACAUAGGUUUACCUGCUAAUGCAAGUUUAGAAGAAUUUAAUAAAGUCAGUAAAAAUGUUGAUGGUUUUUCACCAAAGCCAAUGACUCUUUUGGCCUCAUUAUUCAGAGUACAAGAUGAUGUGACAAAACUGGAUUUGAGGUUGAAGAUUUCAAAAGAAGAGAAAAACCUUGGCUUAUUUAUAGUUAAAAAUAGGAAAGACUUAAUUAAAGCAACAGAUAGUACAGAACCACUGAAACCCUAUCAAGACUUCAUUAUAGAUUCCAGGGAACCUGAUAUGACUGGCCGUGUGUGUGAACUACUGAAAUACCAAGGUGAGCACUGUCUUCUAAAGGAGCUGGAGAAAUGGUCCAUCCCCCCGUUUCCUGUGAGUGGCCAUGACAUCAGGAAAGUGGGCAUUUCUUCAGGAAAGGAAAUUGGGGCUCUGUUACAACAACUGCGUGAACAGUGGAAAAAAAGUGGUUACCAAAUGGAAAAAGAGGAACUUCUAAGUUACAUAAAGAAGCCCUAAAACUGUUAAGAUCUGGUUAUUAAAAAGUGGAAGCUUUUGGUAAGACUAAUUAUACCUCCUCACUCCUAUUCCUUUUUAUCAGAGUUAAGAAACUGUAACAGCAUUGAUGCCAGUGUAGAGGGCUCUCUUUAGAAGAACUCUUAUUUUGUGGAAUCUGAUUUAUUUACACCGCUGAAUUUUAUACUUAUUUUGGAAUACCUGCUACUGAGAAAAGUAUAGUUCACUUCUAUUUGUGUGGACUUUUAAAACGGAAAUUUAAAGUCUUUAAGAAAAAAA